Molecule: messenger RNA, 3111 nt
Organism: Mercurialis annua (annual mercury)
Lineage: Eukaryota; Viridiplantae; Streptophyta; Magnoliopsida; Malpighiales; Euphorbiaceae
Product: transcription factor bHLH49
Exons: 8
Coding region: 1072-2682 (536 amino acids)
Biological process (GO): regulation of DNA-templated transcription
Cellular component (GO): nucleus
Molecular function (GO): DNA-binding transcription factor activity; protein dimerization activity
Source: RefSeq, a predicted model, not a curated record
UAUGAGUAGCAGUGGCGGUGGUUAAUCAUCAAGAAGCUCUCUUUUUGAUGCAAGCGUGGGUAUAAAAACAGCACCUUUGCCAUUACGUUUCUCUUUCAAAAAAUUUACAAAUUUUAAUUUUCCACUCAUACCCAUCUUCAAUUUUACUCUUUAAGUACUAAAGUUUGAAUCUUUUUAAAUUUUGAUUAUUUGGGUACUGAAAUAAUCUUACAAUUUCACUUUUUUGUGAGAGUCUGUGUGGGCGUGGCAGUGUGUUGCAGAAGAAAGUGUGUAAGAAAAGCAGAGGGGGAGAGGGUUUGAAGUUUGAACAGAAAAGAAUUGAGUCCAAGUUUUUUCAAAAAGUUUUGUUUUUGAGUGUAAAAAAAAGUUGGGUUUGAAAUAGGAGCAGAGAAUAGCCAAAAGUAGCACAGAAUCUGAAAAUGGGGUAUCUUUCUUCUGCUGCUUCUGUGUUGUUGGGUUCUCUCUCUGUAAUUCUGACUAGGGUUUUUUAAUGAGGGGGUUAUAAUAUUUAUUUUACUGAAAUCAAUGUUCUUUUGUUUCUGUAUUUGACUGCUUCUAUUAGUAACCCUUUUUGCAGCUUUCUUUUUCUUUGAGUUUUUUUUUUGCUGUAAAUUUGGUCCACUACAACCUUGUUUGAGUUCAGCUUUGGAAAUAGUAAUAAAUUUAGGUUCUUUGAUCUUUUUGUUGCAUUUUGGGACCUUAAUGUUUUCAGUUAUAGCAUUACUGGGGUUCUAUGACAAUUAGUUGAAGUGGGUCUUUGUAGUUUAGUUAGAUUGGUUUAAGUUAUGUGAAAAUGAAUUUAUUGACAUCUUUAUGAUUUGUGAAGCUGCUUAUAUUGUAAGUUUAAUCUUUGUAGUUUCAAUUCAAGUUUAAACUAGGUUUCUUCUUCAUUCACCUCUGAUUUUGCCCUGCUUUCAUUAGGUGUUUAAGCAAUUAGGGUAUUUUAGGAGUGGUUAAGUUUAAGUUUUACUUUUGUAGUUGUAGAAUUCUAGAGAACUUUGAUAGUUGAAACACAAUUUGUUAGACUAAGGUGCCUACUUAGUUAGUUUAUCUCAUUCUUGUGAAGAAGAGAUGGAGAUGAGUGACAAAGAUAAGUUAGAAUUGAAGAACAGAGGUGAAAAUCAUAUGACCUACCAUUCGCCCGGUAAUAUGCCCUCAGAUUGGCGCUUUAGCAGCGGUAAUAUCACAAAUUCGUCUUUAGGUUUGGUUCCCACUGAUAAUCAGUUGCCAGUGUGUAGAGGGGAUUUGUUUGGCGCAACGUCUUGUUCUUCUGCUUCAAUGGUGGACUCAUUUGGUCCAGCCUUAUGGGACCAUUGUGAUAUUAAUGUCGAAAAUGAUCCAAGCACUUUAAACCUAAUGGGAGUUAGAAAAGGAGGUCCCACUUCUUUGAGAGGUGGUAUGGAUAAAGCUCUAGAAAUGGGAUGGAAUCCUCCAAGCUCCAUGCUAAAAGGCGGUAUUUUCUUACCGAGUGCUCCUCAAAGCUUAUCUCAGUUUCCUGCUGAUUCUGCGUUCAUCGAGCGUGCUGCCAGGUUUUCAAGCUUUAAUGGUGGAAAUUUUAGUGAUAUGAAUCCUUUUGGACUCCCCGAUUCCGUGAGUCUUUUUGCGAGGAGUGGUGGAAUGAUGCAAGGACCACCGCAAGAGGUUUUUGCAGCAGGUGGGUUGAAACCAGUAUCUGGUGGACAGUUUCAGAAUAAUUUGAAUUUGGGUGAAGCUUCCAAAGAUGCUUCCAUGUCAGUUGAAGGUAGCCCACUCGGAAAUGACAGGAAAAGUGAAAACCUUGUAAGAUGUAAUGAUGAAGCAAUACGAGGUGUUGGCGGGUCUGGUAAUGAGUCCGAGGAAGCUGAGUUCAGUGGUGGCGGCGGCGGUGGUGGUCAAGAGGAGCCAUCUAUGCUGGAAGGAAAUGGCAUGGAAUUGUCUACUAAGAGCCUUGCCUCAAAGAAAAGGAAAAGGAAUGGGCAGGAUAUUGAAGCUGUUGAAGCUGCGAAGGAUAGCUCUGAAGUUCAGCUGAUUGGAGAGCUUACCCCAACUUCAACUCCUAAUAAGACUGCUGGAAAACAAGGGUCUCCGGCUUCCGAUCCUCCAAAAGAAGAAUAUAUUCAUGUCAGAGCUCGUAGAGGUCAGGCAACAAACAGCCAUAGUCUCGCUGAAAGAGUUCGAAGGGAAAAGAUUAGUGAAAGAAUGAAGUUUCUGCAAGACCUCGUACCUGGUUGCAGCAAGGUAACAGGGAAAGCGGUUAUGCUGGAUGAAAUUAUCAACUACGUACAAUCAUUGCAACGACAGGUUGAGUUUCUAUCAAUGAAACUAGCAACAGUAAACCCACGGCUGGACUUUAACAUAGAAGGGCUUCUUGCAAAAGAUAUCCUUCAUUCACGAGCUGUUCGUUCAUCUCUGGUAUUCACACCUGAGAUACCAAUGGCUUAUCCCUCAUUUACGGCAUCUCAAUCGGGACUGAUUCCAGCUUCUUUUCCUGGCAUGGAAAGCCAUUCUGAUGUGCUUCGAAGAACAAUUAGUUCUCAUUUAACACCAUCAGCUGGAGGAUUCAAGGAGCCUGCUCAGCUACCCGGUGCAUGGGAUGAUGAGCUCCAUAAUGUUGUCCAAAUGGGAUAUGGAACCAACAGUACACAAGAUAACCAAGAUGUAAAUGAAUCACUGCCGAGAGACCAUAUGAAAGCUGAACUUUAACUGUUCACCUUUCUUUUGUACAACUUGUUCCACUAAUUUUGAGGCAUAAGGGCACAUGACAUUCUCUUACCACGGAGAUCGAUGAAGAAACCGAUGAUUUUACCCCAGCUUCCGAAAAGCUUGGAUAAUCUCGGAAGCUUGAAGGGUCAUUCACCCUGCCUACGAAAAGCAUGGUUAUGGCAUUUUGUCGGCCGGAAAAGUGGAAAGCAGGAAAUAGGUCUUUGUUACGGAAUAGGGUGUCCGAUAUGGUGACGACUAAUUCAAGAAUGUAUAGAUUGAUGUUCCAAGGAUAUUAUGAAAAUAGGGUGAUAGGGAAAACCAUGAAAUGGAGCUCUGUAAUUUAUUGGAUAAUGAGAAAAAUUAUGGCAUUUUGCUCAUUUGUAUCUCAAUUUUCUACUUAUAUACAUGUCCAUUACUAUUGGCAUUUCA